This is a messenger RNA of Drosophila biarmipes, 7651 nucleotides long. RefSeq names its product protein turtle (gene tutl). Lineage: Eukaryota; Metazoa; Arthropoda; Insecta; Diptera; Drosophilidae. Gene Ontology annotation, biological process: homophilic cell-cell adhesion; dendrite self-avoidance; axon guidance. The transcript is spliced from 13 exons. The coding region runs from base 460 to 5043 and encodes 1527 amino acids. The record is from RefSeq and is a predicted model, not a curated record. Gene Ontology annotation, cellular component: axon; plasma membrane. Gene Ontology annotation, molecular function: cell-cell adhesion mediator activity.
AUUGUUGUUCCACCACGGCGUACGUGAACGCGGAUGAAACCGUCUCCAGUCCAAUCCGAGGCAGUUCAAAUCCCACUUCUAUCGCAGCGCUAGUGGCCCCCCCGGUAAAGUCAACGGUUUCAAAGUCCUUCGUCAAAGCGCAUUCGCCCAGUGUACUCGAAGUGGAAAGUGUCAUAAAGUAUGCGAUUAUCCUGUAAACAAAGUGUAAAACGCGCCCAAUAAACGCCGAAAAGAAGGGCAAACAGCAAACAGCAAACAACUCCCGGAUUUUACGACUUGAGCAAUCAAUUCCGCUGGUCACCCGGGGCUUGAGGACCCGCUCCAGGACUCGGAUCUCCCCCGGAACAGAACUAUAGAAUCGGAUCUGGGCACGUCGUAUAAUGGUUGCGCAAGUGAGAUGACGCCACUGCCGGUGAGAAGGAUACGUUAGGGGCGGCGUCGAACUAUGGGAACAGAGGCAUGGGCGUGUGCGCGGACCUUGGGUCUCAUCGAUGGUGUCGGGCAUUGAGCACCACCCAGCACAACAGCACCCAGCAACCGGAGGAGCAGCAGCAGCAGCUGGCUCAGCAGUCCCUGGAGAUCCCCUCCAGGAGUCCAACGACGAUUCCCGCUACUAAGACGCUGACGGCAUCGCCGGCGAAGACGGCAGCUUUCACAGUGAAAACGACGAGGAGAAGACGCAGCCGACGAAGGGCAGAAGGCAGCUCCAUCUGGGUCCCCCUGCGGAGAGGUCAAGGGUCAACGCCUACGAUACAGGUGCUCCAGCUCGUGCUGGUCUCGCUGCUGGCCCUGCUAGCGAAAAAUGCCCAGGCGCACAACAUUCCAGAAGACGCCGUGCACAUCACGGCCAUCCUCGGCGAGGGCGUCAUCUUCAACUGCCAUGUGGAGUUCCCCAACGACCACCCCGUGCCAUAUGUCCUGCAGUGGGACAAGAAGGUGAGCGAAACGGGCUCCGAUCUGCCCAUCUACAUCUGGUAUGAGAGCUACCCGGAGCACAUCGAGGAGGGCUACAAGGGACGCGUGUCCCGCGUGUCGCAGGACUCGCCCUUCGGCUCCGCCUCGCUCAACCUGACCAACAUCCGGGAGUCGGACCAGGGAUGGUACGAGUGCAAGGUCGUCUUCCUCAACCGGGACCCCAAGCAGCAUAAGAACGGUACAUGGUUCCACUUAGACGUACAUGCACCGCCGCGCUUUAGUGUUACGCCAGAGGAUAUUAUAUACGUUAAUUUAGGUGAUUCAAUUAUACUCAAUUGCCAGGCAGAUGGCACGCCCACGCCGGAAAUACUCUGGUACAAGGAUGCCAAUCCCGUCGAUCCCUCGCCCACGGUGGGCAUCUUCAACGACGGCACCGAGCUGCGGAUCUCCACCAUUCGGCACGAGGACAUCGGAGAGUACACUUGCAUUGCACGCAAUGGUGAGGGACAAGUCUCCCAUACGGCCCGUGUUAUAAUCGCGGGCGGCGCUGUAAUCAUGGAUAAGGCGGCGCCCGACAAACACACACGCACCAAGUCCAAGUCGAAUGCCGUCAAUGAGAGGCUGACCAUACGUGUGCCCCCGACCAACCAAACGAAGAACGAGGGCGAAAAAGUGAUAUUCUCCUGCGAGGCUAAGGCCAUGCCCGGGAAUGUCACGGUGCGCUGGUACCGCGAGGGCUCCCCCGUGCGGGAGGUGGCCGCCCUGGAGACGCGGGUCACCAUCCGCAAGGACGGCUCGCUCAUCAUCAACCCUAUCAAGCCGGACGACUCGGGCCAGUACCUCUGCGAGGUGACCAACGGCAUCGGCGACCCGCAGAGCGCCUCCGCCUACCUCAGCGUCGAAUAUCCCGCCAAGGUCACCUUCACGCCCACGGUGCAGUACCUGCCGUUCCGGCUGGCCGGCGUGGUCCAGUGCUACAUCAAGUCGAGCCCCCAGCUGCAGUACGUCACCUGGACGAAGGACAAGCGCCUGCUGGAGCCCUACCAGAUGAAGGACAUCAUAGUGAUGGCCAACGGAUCGCUGCUGUUCACGCGGGUGAACGAGGAGCACCAGGGCCAGUACUCCUGCACGCCGUACAACGCGUUGGGAACGGCCGGUGCCUCCGGCAUCAUGGACGUGCUGGUCAGGAAGCCACCCGCCUUCACGGUGGAGCCGGAGACGCUCUACCAGCGGAAGGUGGGCGACAGCGUGGAGAUGCACUGCGACGCCCUGGAGGCGGAGGGCACCGAGCGACCCACCAUCAAGUGGCAGCGCCAGGAGGGCGAGCAGCUGGCCGAGUCGCAGCGCAACCGCAUCAAGAUCUCGGGGGGCAACAUUACCAUAGAGAACCUGCGGCGGGAGGACUUCGGCUACUACCAGUGUGUGGUGUCCAACGAGGUGGCCACCCUGAUGGCCGUCACCCAGCUGGUGAUCGAGGGCACCCAGCCGCAUGCCCCCUACAACAUCACCGGCAAGGCCACCGAGUCCUCCAUAACGCUGCAGUGGCUGCCGGGAUACAGUGGAGGCUCUGAGUACAAGCAGGACUACACCAUCUGGUUCCGGGAGGCGGGGGUGAACGACUGGCAGACCAUCUCCGUGACGCCCUCGGGCAGCACGCAGGUGACCAUCAAUGGGCUGGCCUCGGGGACCACCUACGAGUUCCAGGUGGUGGGCAGGAACGUCCUCGGCGACGGGAUGAUGAGCAAAGUGAUGACCGUGCGCACGCUGGACCUCUUAGCCUAUUUUGACAUUUACUUUCACACCGACUCGCACGGCAAGCUAGUUUACUCGCCGCCCAAGUUGAGAGUCAAAGGUCCCAAGCCAGGACCGCCGAGGAACGUUUCCGUGACGGAGGUGUCGAACGGGUUCCUCAUCACGUGGCAGUCGCCGCUGGAGCGGGCCCACAUCGUCAAGUUCUACACCAUCAAGUACCGGACGGACGCGCAGUGGAAGACCCUCAACCGGGGACAGAUCCGGCCGGAGGAGACGCAGUAUCUGGUGAAGAACCUGGUGGGCGGCAGGACCUACUACUUCCGGGUGCUGGCCAACUCGGAGAAGUCCUACGAGUCCAGCGACGAGGUGAAGUUCCCUGUGCCGGCACGUGUCAAGCACAAGGCGAUUACCGCCGGCGUCGUUGGGGGCAUCCUGUUUUUUAUUGUUGCGAUCAUUUUAUCGGUUUGUGCCGUAAAAAUUUGCAAUAAACGUAAACGACGAAAACAGGAAAAAGAGUUCAACAUGGUAGCUUGCAGGAUAACGGACGCUCGUAACAUUGCCGCCAAUAAUCAUCAUUUGCACAAUCGCAGUACGGGCUCAAUUUCCUCUGGUCAAGUGCCUUUAAAAAAGUACAAACAAACCCGAAUAUCAAGUCUAAACGCCAUUCUCAUUGCCAUUCUCCACUGGAUCUGGCCACCUGAUCGCUGCACCAACUGCCACUCCAUCUACAGUUCUCCGAACCUCGAGGAUGGCGAUGAGGAGGGCGGAGCAGGACGGAGGCGUUCCGUAAGCCGCAUCCAACGAAGCCUCGACGGACGCUUUGUGCUGGAUGUGGAGGGGGUCUCUAAACUGGGAUACUCGCAACAGACCCUGGAAUCGGCCAAUGUGGAUGUGGUGGACGGCGCAGGUGGUGGUCUCUUCGAACGGCGCAACAGCAACGUCUCGCAGAAGUCCUCCAGCGAUGAUGGAGGAUUCCUGUCUAGGCGGAACUUUAUCACUGCUCGGGCUUCCUGGCGACGUCCCCUGGUGGCCUCCUCCAGCCAGCUGAGUCUCCAGUCGGCGGCAGAUUCGGCCAGGGGCUUCCUCCAGGGCCUGCUGAAGAUCGGGGGCAAGCAGGCCGCGGUUCCCAAUCCGCAGUCCUACUUCGAUGAGGCGGUGAGUGGCGCCCGCUAUCAGAAUGUCCUGCGUCCCUACACGAGCAGCAACAAUUUGUACGGCAACGCGGAUAGAAGUAGGCCUCUGCAUAUUAACACGAUCAGUGGCAGCCUCAGCCAGCAGCAGCAGCUGUACACCCCCUCGAGGAUCUCCAGGAUAUUCUCCAGCUCGCCCCAGCAACUGCAGCCCCAUCAUCAGCAACUCUUGCUCACCAGUGGUGGUAGUGGAGCCUAUCCCACGCACUUCAGCGACCUGAGCACCGUGUAUCCCCCGAAUUCCUCUGAGCGAUCUUCCCACAACCUCAGCAGUAGGUAUAGAUACUACUCCCAGGAGCUUCCUUCACUGAGAACCAUCCAGGAGGAGACUCGCCGGCAGCAGCAGCAGAAGCAGCAUCCCCUGGAGGACCACUUUGUGCCGCUCCAGCUGCCAUCGCCUCCCUCGUGGAGGAGCUACUACCAAUCGCAGGCCAGCUAUCGACCAAGAACACGCUGGUAUCCCCGUCACCACUCCAGGCUCUUCAGCAAUCGUCAGCAGCAGCACGAGAUGUUGUCGCCUCUGCCCCAGCUGAAUCUCAACCUGCGCAACUCCAUGAAUCCCGGGGGCUUGGAGGCCUCCCCAGAAUCCCGCUCCAGUUCGAGUGGGUUUGGCUCGAAGAACACCUCAAAUCACCCGGGGAGCACAAGUGAAUGGAGACUGCUGCCACCCUACAGAGCACCUCCCUUUCCGCCCAAGCACUCGGGUUACUUUGGAGGACAGCAGGCCCAGGGACAGACGCCACACGGCUCCUACUCGUAUCCCAGGGCCACCACGCCGCCCUACACGAUGGCUCACUGGCUGGAGAUGAUCUCAAGACUGAACGCGGCCACGGAUAGCAACCUCCCGAAGGCGCCCUGUCCCGUGGACGUGGGCAGUGUGGAUGGGCACUACGAGUUCGACCCGGCCACGCCCACACCCAGUGCAUCCAGCAUGCUGCGCGAAGAUCUCAACCUGCACAUAGACACGCACCCCUAUCACCACCACACCCUGGGACCCCUGAGCGGGAGUCUGCUGCACAGCCAUGCCCCCUACAGCGGGGGACUGGGAGGGGGCAGGAAGCCACGAUCUCUGCCGAUUCACCUGCCCCGCUACGACAACGUGGAGGUCAGACUGCAGGCCAUGAGGGAGGAGUUCUACGCCUACCGCAAGCGCCAGGCGAUGCAGCAAAUGGAGAGCGUUUGCUGAGCCAAUGAAGCAUUUAAUUGAGCCCCGCCACACCCACUUGCCAGCCCCAAACCACUCCCACAGAGAGCCAGAUUCACGGAUGAUAGAUACACCGACAAAGUUGGACAGCAAUCAGACGCGAUAUGAUAUUGGAUCAGGCCCCCGCAAUUCAGAGAUGAACUUUAAAAGUUUGGCCCCCUGCAAACUCACACCCAGAAAAGCAAAGCAAAAGCAAAAGAAAACACUUAGAAGCCAGAAACAAUUAGUAGAUUUAAAAAGAGAUGAAAGCUGUGUACAUACAUUCGGGGGCGGAGAGCCCCCAGGAGUUUAAGUAUAAUAUUUAACAACUAUAGCAAUUAUAGCAACAUAUUAUUACAGAAAUCGAUAAACGUAAAAUUGACAUUUAACGCAAGUAAGUGAAGCAACACAAAUUACAAUUACAAUUAACUAUUAUUUACGAGUGUAUUAGAUAUUGAUACUUAACGUAACACAGAUCGAGAUAUGUUAAACAUUGAGCAUUAAACAUUAAUUAACAAUCCACAAGCGUAAGCCUAAAUUAUGUUACCUUACAACUAAACUAAAUUAAUACGGAAUAUGCUAGCUGUUAAGCAUUUAGUUGUUAACAACGAGAGAGCAGAGCGGAGAACGAAGAGGCGACGACUCAAAAUAAAAGCGCUAAAAGUAAUUAAAACCACAUAUAGAGAAAUUGUUUCAUAAUUAAAUUAUUUAACGACAAGAAACCUACAAAGCAAAAAACAAAAACGAAAGCGGAAUAAAACCAAAACAGUUUAACGAAAAUUAAAUGAAAUAUAACUGCUGCAUAUAUGUUUACUGUUGACCUACACACGAUAAUUAACUCGAACAAAUAUUUAUUAACCCAAAAGAAAAGCAAACACAAAGAAAUCUAACGAAGAAAGAAAGGAAACCCAAGGAGACUUUUCUUUCCGGUUAGGAUCAGAGCCCAGUGAGAAAGCUAGACGAAGGACCCCAUAUGAUAGUUUCCCGGGUUCCCCAGGGCGAUGGUAUUUGGUCUUAGGUUAUAGGUCAGUUGUGUAAAGACAGCUCCCCGGAUGCAGCUUAGUUAACGAGGCGAGGCGUUUCUGUUUUUUAAGUAUUGUUAACGAUAAACGGUAACUGAUUAACGAUUAACAAUUAACGAUAACGAUAAACAUGUCUAAGAUCAAAUUGUAUGGAAUGAUGGUUUGACACAACUUGACGCCAAAACACUGCCAGAGCGAGAGAAGCGAGGAGACCGCGAGUGUGUAUAACUUGUGUAAAUUACAGAGCAUAUACAACAUAAUAUGAUAACGAUAACGAUAAUAACGAUUACGAGGACACUAUUCAGGGGACGGUUGGAGCGCGAAACAAAUCAAGAAAUCUACUACGAAUCAACCGAAUAAUGAUCUCAAGCAUUUCUGUUGGCCUUCAACUGCGAACGAAUCCGUUUGCCAGCCCCGUUUUUUCCGACCUCUGAUUUUCCCCCUAAAGUAUGAGCCCGUCUGUCCGCCUGUCAGUUCUUCAAGUUCUUCAAGCGCUACCUCUAAGACCUAUCCAGAUCAAAGGUGAUUAUCCCACGGAGUAGGCCUUGCAGAUCCGCGCUUGUUGCAUUCUUAGGCCGCAGAGAAGAUCGUAUUUAAAUUGAGAUAUGAUAAACUAGCAUAGAAGUUCUGAGAGGGGAGGAAAACUCGAGUUGUGUUGCAUGUAUUUUGUAAAUGUUGAGGGUAUUCAAGUAAAUAAGUUGAUUUUUGUAAUGCCUAGGACACCCACACUCUGACACGCCCACACUGAGAACAGAACACACACAUUAAGCGUUUAACUAGAACGAAAUAAAUUAAUUAAUUAACUGAGCAUUAACGGAAAGCGAACGAAGUGAGAAAAGCGCAAGCGAAUAAUUGCAAAAUGACAGCAUAAAUUGAAUUUUAAUUGAGCCACGGAGCCGAGAGACGUUAGGCGCAGGACUUUGAGGCAAAUAGAUACAUAUAUGAUUAUUUAUACGAGUACGAGUGCGAGUGCGAGUACGAGUGCAUGUGUUAUGUACUCCGUACGUGCGGCACGUAUAUAUGGAUACAGAUACUGGAUUACACGGCAUGUACAUUAAGUAAGAGGAUACAUUAAAUCUAAGUUAAGUAAAUCUAACGCUUUAGUCUGCCACUUUGAUUUUUGGACAAGGUGCGCCAGUUAACUUUUCGACUCAGCUCGACUCGACUCAAAUGAAAUGAACAAAAUAGGAACUAUCAAAGGAAACAAAAUAAGAAGUAUAAGAAAGGGAAAUCUAUAUUCUUUUGCACCUCCUUCCACUUCGACGACCAUUUCGCCAACAUUUCCCCGGACACACAACUUACCAACUUCGCCUCACUUCCCUUGCCCGCCAACACACUUUCACUUUCCCGACUUUCCACACUCCACUUUCCCCACUGCAAUUCCAAUUCAGCAUAUAUAAAUCGUACAAGGAUAAAUCAGUUUAGAACGAAAUAUAUUGUAAUUAAUACAGACACACAAUUAUAAAGAGAAAUUAGCAAAUUGAACAAAAUUUUUAAACAAUAAAACUUACAAAACGAAGCAAAAAAAAACAAACAAAAACCAAACAAAAAACAAAUAAAAAUACAAAACUUGAAAUUGAUCAAAUAAA